Messenger RNA from Hydractinia symbiolongicarpus, 2430 nucleotides. RefSeq lists its product as uncharacterized. Lineage: Eukaryota; Metazoa; Cnidaria; Hydrozoa; Anthoathecata; Hydractiniidae. The coding region runs from base 1 to 2430 and encodes 809 amino acids. The record is from RefSeq and is a predicted model, not a curated record. Gene Ontology annotation, molecular function: nucleic acid binding. The transcript is spliced from 2 exons.
AUGUACUGCCUGAACUGUCUUCAAGCCUUUCCAACAAUCGAGUCGCGUGAUAAGCAUUAUACCUACUGUAAAGAGAACGAGGCAGUAAAGAUCACGAUGCCCAGCGAGAAGGAAAAAUGGCUAUAUUACCAGGACGGACAAUGCCAGUUCAUGGUUCCAUUCGUGAUAUACGCAGAUUUCGAGAGCUUGCUCAUCUUAAUGAAGGAGAAUGCUCGGGAUACUAAGACGAAAAAGCUGAACAAGCAUGAACCAUGCGGCUGGACAACAUAUAGUACCUUUGCCUACGGGUCCGUGCCAGACCCACUAGCAGUCUACAGGGGUGAAGAUUGUGUGAAGAAGUUCGUUGAUCAUCUAGUGGAUGAGGUAAAGCGAUUCUACAACACAUACUCUCAACAGGACAUGUUACCAUUAACGGAGGUACUAAAAAGGGAGCACGACUCCGCCACUAGUUGCCACAUAUGCAUGAAACCAUUUAACGAUGAAAAUCGCAAGGUUAGGGAUCAUUGUCAUUACACAGGCUUAUGUCGAGGAGCGGCUCACAAUACCUGUAAUCUUAAAUACAGGAUACCAAACCAUAUACCCGUAAUAUUUCACAACCUAUCAGGGUACGAUGCCCACCUGUUUAUCCGUGAGCUGGGCGAAAAAUACGACACCCAAGAUAUCGGCUGCAUCGCUGAGAAUACCGAGAAGUACAUAUCAUUUAAUAUGAAAAUCAAUGUACCCAUUGCAGGCAUGGGAUAUUGCGAUGGUGAAUUUUACAAAAAGAUCGAAAUAAGAUUUAUAGACAGCUGUCAGUUUAUGGCAUCCUCAUUGGAGAAAUUGGCAUCUUAUCUUAUUGGUACGAACACGGCAGGCAUGAAAUGCCAGCAGUGCGCUGAUACAUGCUUGGAAUUUAAGAACAUUGAUGAUGAGUAUAUAGCAAGCUUUUGCUGUAGCAGUUGUGAAUCAAAUACCUCGAAGCAGUUAGAUAAGGAUCGAGUUAAGGCCAAUACACCAGCCAUGAGCUACUAUUUUAGCGAUAAUGAGUUAUUCCGGCUCAUGCUUAGAAGAGGCAUAUACCCAUACGAAUACAUGAAUGGUUGGCGAAGAUUCGAGGAGACUGAGCUUCCGCCUAGGGAGGCCUUCUAUAGCACCCUUAAUAUGAAUUCUAUCAGUGACAACGAGUACGAACAUACGCAGAAGGUAUGGAAUGCUGUUACUCCAAAGGGUCCAGAGACUACCAUGGGUGACUACCACGAUGCAUAUUUAGUGACGGAUGUACUGCUAUUUACUGAUAUAUUCCAGAACUUUCGAGGAGUGUGCCAUGAGAACUACAAGCUCGACCCUACCCAUUUUUAUAGCGCGCCUGGUCUUUCAUGGAAAGCAGCACUCAAGUGCAAAAAAAUCAAGCUUGAACUGUUAACAGAUCCUGAUAUGUUAUUAAUGUUUGAGAAGGGUAUUCGAUGUGGUAUAACCCAGGCUGUACACCGCUACGCGAGAGCGAAUAACAAAUAUAUGGGGGACCAAUACGAUCCUGAUAAGGAGUUGUCAUAUUGGCAAUACCUAGACGCUGUACGGAAGAUCGAGAAAUUGGUAUCUGAUAAUAAACAUAGGUACUUGCUGGAGGCUGACGUUGAUUACCCGAAGGAUUUACACGAUAAACAUAAUGCGCUCCCCUUCCUACCGAAGCGCAAGAUGAUCCACAGGGUCGAGAAAUUGAUACCAAAUCUUGAACACAAGAAGAAAUAUGUAGUGUACAUUGGAGCUUUACAUCAAGCUUUAAAGCAUGGGUUCGAGCUUAAAAAGGUCCACCGCGCUAUCCGGUUUAAUCAAUCCCCGUGGCUGCGAGGUUAUAUAGACCAUAACACGAAGCUGAGAACUGCCGCUAAAAAUGAUUUUGAGAAGGACUUUUAUAAGCUUAUGAAUCUCUCGGUGUUUGGAAAAAUCAUGGAGAAUAUCCGCAAUCAUCGGAAUGUCAAAUUAGUGACCAAUGAAGCCGCCUAUUCAAAACUCACUAUGCAACCAAACUUUAAAAACGGCAUAAGUUUGGGUAGAACGGGAAUCAAAAUGAACAAGCCCGUCUAUAUUAGUCAAGCUAUCUUAGAUCUUUCAAAGACCAUAAUGUACGAAUAUCAUUAUGACUAUAUGCAGUCAAAAUACGGUAGUAAAAUACAGCUGUGCUAUAUUGAUACGGAUUCGUUCGUAUACCACAUACGAACAGAGGAUUUCUAUCGGGAUAUUGCCGAUGAUGUUGAAUCACGCUUCGAUACGAGUGCCUAUACGAAGGAUGACAACAGACCUCUCCCAAUCGGCAAAAACAAGAAAGUCGUGGGCCUUAUGAAGGAUGAACUUGGGGGUAAGAUCAAUACACAUUUUAUCACAUUGAGGCCGAAAGCUUAUGCAUAUAAAGCCUUAACUAAAGACAGCGGCGAUAGAAAGGCCAAAGGGUGA